Messenger RNA from Colletotrichum karsti, 1461 nucleotides. RefSeq lists its product as uncharacterized. The record is from RefSeq and is a predicted model, not a curated record. NCBI's taxonomy places the organism in Eukaryota, Fungi, Ascomycota, Sordariomycetes, Glomerellales, Glomerellaceae. Bases 1 to 1461 code for a protein of 486 amino acids. The transcript is spliced from 2 exons.
AUGGCCGACGACCGAGGGAAGAAAGCGGACGGCAAGGGACAGGGCAAGAAGACGGACGAAGAUCUCACCAGAGACAUCGAAAGCGCUAUCAACAGAGUUCCUCAUGGCGGACCCCAGCAUCGGGCCCUUCUAUUUCUUCGAGACAUCAACCAGCGUUGUUUAGGCGGACUUUACAUCAAACUGGCUACGCGGCAGCAGAUCCUGAACGACCUUCUCAACAACAACAUCCCGAGCGAUAGGGACAUGAUGCACGGCUGCGACCGCCGUCCCUAUCAUGAGUGGUAUUCGGCCGUUCUCCUCCACGACGUCCAUGACGAUGACGAUAUACCUCUGUACUGGCGGGAAAGCAAUCAUGUGAUGCCCUUCGUCGAGCAUCUCCGCGACAUUCUCAACGGGGUUGACAAACCCUGUCCCCUGAGAAAGAAGGGAAAAGCAGCUUUGAAAGAAGGAAAGAAACGGAAAAGAAACAUGUCAGUUGAAGACGAAGAAGAAGACGAGGAGUCCGAGGAUCGACAGAAUCAGCAAGACUCUAGACGCCUAGCGGCCCAAAGAACCCUCCCUGCCGCAAUAAUGGGUCAACAUGAAGCCUCCACCAUUGCUCACAACGGAACCCUGAACAGACCCCAGCUUCAGGGAACGCCCUCAUCAGCAUACCAUACGACCAUGAAUAUGCCUGCCCAUGUCCCUUCAGCCCAUCGAUCGUCAGGCUCUGGCAUGUCCUACGACAGUCUUUCAACCAACUGUAUGGGCACUAUGGGUAUUGCGUCACAACAGUCUCGCAUGCCCGCGAGAAACGCACCUCAGUUGUCGAAUCCUUUGAUAUUUCAGCGCUCAGAAAGCUACCUUGAUUCUACCUCGGGAUCCCAGCAGACAUUCAACCAUCAUCAUCAUGGCCCCCAGUUCGGCUUCAGUCACCAAUUCCCCACUACCCCUGGUUCUCAAGAUGGCUGGAAUACCGGCAAUGGCUAUUCCCAGCGCUCAGCCGCAAGCAACCGUGUCUAUCAACAGUAUCCAGGAGCCCAUGGUGCGGCCUCCAACGCGACAUUGAAUCAGCUUUCGAGACACAUUCAUCAAUCCCUUCCCACCGCCAACCUUCAAAGAAACGCCAGUACCAUGCAUCAUCCAGCUUCUCUUCACGACGGCCAGGUCACCAGUGCUACUCAGGAGACUGGUCAGCAAGUUUAUAACGAGAGUGGACGUAUCCUGACCAUACAAGAGGCCGUUCCUGACAGAGGCCAGGUCCCCCAACAGCCCCAGACCUCCAACCAACAAUCGUCUGCUGUUCUCCCUGGGUCAACCGAUCAAAACCCAUAUGGGCAGCAACCCGACGUUUACAGAUGGAGGCCUCGUUACCAUAUGCCCAAUCACGGCCAAACUGAUACUGCGGCGACACACGCCAGCCGCAUCGGCCAUCGGCAUUCCGGCAGCAGGGAGAUGAAUGAUCAUGAGGCCUCUCAGUAG